AUGGCAAAGGUGCUACUUGCUAUAAACUCCGGAUCAAGUUCCGUCAAGAUCUCUGUAUUUUCUGCUACCUUCCGGAAGACACCACAGCAGAUCGCCGAAGCGCAGGUCAGCGGACUGACAGCCGGGCCCGUUGCUGUCUUCUAUACAUGUCAUAACAAAACCAAGAAGAAGGCAGAAAAGGCGUGGCAGCCCGUCGAGCAACAGGAUGACGCCUUUGAACUUCUGCUCGGUCUUUUCAUCGACGAUCCGAACCUACAAGAGAUCAAGAGCAAGGCCGACAUUGCCAUCACCUGUCACCGAAUCGUCCAUGGCGGAGACUAUGCAUCUUCACAGCUCAUCGGCCCCGUGACGUACGACAAUAUCGAGGCUCUCAGUAAUCUAGCACCGCUCCACAACCGUGCUGCCUUGACCAUCGUCAGGUCUUGUUUGGAUCAGCUGCCAGACGCCGCCAACAUUGCUUAUUUCGAUUCCCAGUUCCACUCGACCAUUCCAGAGCACAUACGUACCUACCCCGUGAACCCCGACAUUGCCAGGAAGAACGGGCUACGCAAGUAUGGCUUUCACGGCCUUAGCUAUUCCUUCAUCACCCGGUCCGUCGCCGGAUAUCUCGGCAAGGAAAUUGGGGAGCUAAGCAUCAUCGCCCUGCACCUGGGAAGCGGCGCAAGUGCCUGCGCCAUCAAGAAUGGCCAGAGCUGGGAUACCAGCAUGGGACUGACGCCCUUGGCUGGACUUCCUGGCGCCACAAGAAGCGGAAGUGUUGAUCCCAGUCUGGUCUUCCACUACACUAACGACGUGGGAAAGUUAACGCCCUACUCGACUCCGGAAUUGCACAUCUCCCGAGCCGAAGACAUCCUCAAUAAGCAGAGCGGUUGGAAAUCGUUGACGGGAACAACGGACUUUAGGGCCAUUUCGGAAAGCGACGACCCGGCAUGCAAGCUGGCUUUCGACAUCUUUGUUGACCGCAUUUGCGGUUUCGUAGGGAGCUAUUACGUGGCUCUGCGCGGGCAGGUCGAUGCCCUCGUCUUCGCCGGAGGCAUUGGAGAGAAAAGCAGCAAACUUCGAGACCGAGUUGCGCAAAGCGUAUCCUGUUUAGGGUUUGAAAUCGAUGACACUUCGAACGCGGCCGAGAUCACCGACGUUGUCCAGGAUGUGAGCGCCAAAGGAUCUAGACAUGGGGUGCUUGUGUGCCAAACGGACGAACAGUUCGAAAUGGCCAGAUCCUGUGCGGAGGAUGAACGAAUCUGGUAG
Sodiomyces alkalinus F11 is the source of this 1248-nucleotide messenger RNA. Its product is annotated as acetate kinase. The transcript has 2 exons. NCBI's taxonomy places the organism in Eukaryota, Fungi, Ascomycota, Sordariomycetes, Glomerellales, Plectosphaerellaceae. Gene Ontology annotation, biological process: phosphorylation; acetate metabolic process. Gene Ontology annotation, molecular function: acetate kinase activity. Bases 1 to 1248 code for a protein of 415 amino acids. The record is from RefSeq and is a predicted model, not a curated record.